CGGCGGUGGUUGUUUGUGACUUUGAAUUUUGGAUGGUUGGAGUUUCUUGUUUAUGUUGCGUCGCGCAACUGUUUUUUACCCAAAAAAAAAACAGUAUCACCUUUGAAAUCGAUAUCCACUGCUUGAAUAGAGGCAUGCGUCAUGUCAAUCCUCGCGCAGUCUACCUAUUCUUUGGGAUACUACGACCUACAACUCCACAAACUGUUCGACGACGUGGAUUAUCGUAUGGGACGACCAGUUUUAUCCGAUGCCGGGAAUGUGGUCGAAUCGCUCCUUCAUGGCCUGUAAUGUCAUCCUUCAUUGCUCCCAGUCACCGAUCCAGCUUAUCUUCCCGGCAAAAGCUUUCUGGUGUAUUACGCCUACUAUCUACAGCUCCUAAUGAAUCAUCCUCUUCCUCAUCCUCUUUCUUCUCCUCGUCCUCCUCUCCCAACCCAACAUCUUCCUCGUCUUCCUCUGACACCGUGCAUCGAUCUCGUCAGCUGGCCGAGCUUGCAUAUGCGACCGAAAAACUGGCAAGGAAAGGAAAAGCGUCCGAAGCUCUCGAUCAAUAUUUUCAAUUAUUGAAUAAGGGGGGUUUUCCCAAUCGUGAAACUCUUCAUCGGCUAGCCCUUUCUUUAUAUCGAUCGCAGAAUCUCGUUGGCAUGACGGCAUUGCACGACACGGUCGUAGUAUACUACCAAUCGAAUCGAAUAUCGAACCGACGUGCCGAUGCUCUGCGCUAUAUUUAUACCAUGUUUAUUCAGAUGCUUGUUUCUCGUCCGCCCGUCCACCUUCCUACCAUCAAGAAACUGUAUGACGAAAUGGCCGCUUUUGGCGUGCGUGGUAACGUCGUCCUUUACAACAUUCUGCUGAAAUUUUUCUUGGAUCACAAGGACACCGCAGCCGCCGACGCCCUGUUCAAAGACUUGCUGGCGAAAAACUUGAAACCCACUAUUUAUACCUAUUCUAUAUUAUUGACCGCCGCGGUGCGACAACGAGAUUUUCGUCAGGUGGAGUCCUGGUUGGAUGAUAUGCUGCGACGUGGCAUUCGACCGGAUCGAGGAAUUGUCAGUGGCAUGGUCACCACACUAUGCUUUCUGAAUGAGCGUGAUGCUGCGGUUCGGUUAAUUGAGGCUCUUUUCCGGUAUGAUCAGUCCCAUUACCUCAUUGGCACCAAAUUUCGUCAAGACCUCUUGCUUUACGUUAAACGGCGACGACGGAUAAGCAGGCGAUACAUGCAGAAGCGGUGGGGAAGACGACAGCAAGAUAAAAGGAAGAAAAAAAGCGCCAUAACUUUUGUAAAAUAGAAUCAAAUAGAAAUCAUAGAUCUAUUUGCAACAUCUCUGUAUAUAUCCAAGUAGUGCCGAGAAAUACACUUUACCUACACAUCUUUGACCAGAAAUAACAGCAACACUUGAUACACUCCAAAAUGACAUAUCGUAUAGAUUAUGCUGAUAGUUGGUCACUUUGUGGCAUGUGUACGUACUGGCUAGAUUUUCACCGUCUUGAAAGCGACUGUGAAAAAACUUUUCUCAACCGUUGAAGGCAGAUUUGAGUAACGGAUAACGAAACAGGUCACGUCGCGCCCCCCCCCCGGAUUUUGGCG
This is a messenger RNA of Radiomyces spectabilis, 1585 nucleotides long. RefSeq lists its product as uncharacterized. Gene Ontology annotation, molecular function: protein binding. The coding region runs from base 33 to 1286 and encodes 417 amino acids. The transcript has a single exon. The record is from RefSeq and is a predicted model, not a curated record. Lineage: Eukaryota; Fungi; Mucoromycota; Mucoromycetes; Mucorales; Radiomycetaceae.